CUGAGUGUUGUGACUGCUCUGUUCCUUUCUGAAUAUUUAUUCAGCAGUGCCAUAUACAUUGAAUCAAAUGUGUAUGCCCACAUUUAUGAAACUGGCUACUGCCGAUUAAGGAAGUUUUACUGAAGUUUAAGAGUACAGUGAGGGGGUUCUUAAACCAAAUAAAGUAGAUGCAGUUGUUCAGCUACAAUUUCUGUAUUUUUCAUAAAAAUAUAAAAAUUUUGGGGAAUCCUAAGUAUACUUUUGUUGCUGAACACAGAUUUAUUUAUUAGGUUGACAGUUGGUUUUCCUAAUUAGGGUUAUACUAAGCCUUUCUUUCUAGAAGAAUAAAUAAUAGUUACACUGUAUUUGUGCACAUGAGAAUUGGUGAAACAGAAAUAGGGGAGCAAUGCAAAGAUAAUUUUGCAUUGCUUCCACCUGCAAAAUUGUGGCCUUCUGAUUUCAAAGCAGCUUUUACUAUUUCUUUUCAGAAAAAGACGUGGGAUAGAUGUUUGGAUGAAGUUUGCAAGCAUGAGUGUAGUUAAGUGCUGGAAGGGGUCAGUCAGACCCUUGCCUGGAAUGCCAGUUUCACACAACCCGUUUAAUCAAAGCGGUUAAGAUCACCCACUGACAGUUCAAUGCUCAGCUCCGUCCCAGCCGUAUCGCAGCGGUUCAGCAUGACGUCCCUCCCGCAGUUUCAGCUCCCGUGCCGCUUCCAGCGCCCCGCGACAGCCGUCAGGCGUGUUUUGAGCGAGCUGCGCAGUCCGGCAGACCAGAGCUGAGAGGCCGUGUGGUGACCCUGCGUGGGGCAGGACGCAAAGAACUCGUCAGCCCUCAUGCCAGCUGCAGUGCGGACUUUCUGAGACUUCCAUUUGUUUCCCUGCUGCCAAAGAGCACCAGGGGACUGCUGAACCUCGGAGACACUGGGAUAGUCAUUCAAAGGUCUGUGAGUAGUCUCAGCAAAGCAACCACUCUGCUAAAGAAAGAGGAUGUUCCUGAUCAUAAAAGCAGUGAAGAGGAAGAAAGGCAGCCAAAGACUGGUCCUUUCCUUCACAUUUGUUGCUCUCGUUCCAGCAACUCCGUGGCUGCUCACAAGCGUCACACGUUCCCGCUGUUAUAGGAAGCUAUUUAGGAUGCACCCUACCGUCACCCUGGAGGCCCAGCUGAGCGAUCGCUCCUUCCUCUUUGCGGUAGCCUCAAAACUGGUAUGCUUACCCCUUGCUAUCCCUCUGCACCCUGUCUCCUUCUCGUGGAAGCUUUUCUGACCUGGUGCUGGGGGUGGCGGGGAAGGGCCUGGCGUGGGGAGGACGUCCCGGUACCUGGAACAGUUGGUGAGCGAUACGGAUAGCCUCCAUUGCAAACAUCAUUUGAGUAGGUAUGGAGUGGCUAGGAUGGAGUCAAUGACGCCGGUAUUCUCAGUUUCUUCCCACUCCCAUUGGUCACUUCAGUACACUUUCACCUGAAUUUGAACUGCAAGGAAAAUACUACUGUGCAGCACAUAAAGUGCAUUCAGAGCCCUUCUGCAGGUACAAGGUAGAGAACAGCUCUGCUUGCAGCAGAAGUGCGUGAGAAAGUAGAAAAGUAUUUGUGCAAAUACCUUUCAUAUAUGUAGCCCAGAGAAUGUAACUGAAAAAAAUACAAUAAGAAGGAUCUAGAUCACCUAAAAGAACAGAUUAUUCACUGUGUUAAAAGAAGAGAAUGAUUCUUAGAGAAGACGGGGCUGUUAUUAGAAAAAGUCUGUAGGAAGAAAGAGGAAGACCUGAGAAUGGAAGUUCAAAUGUUCUCACCUGAGGUGUGAAGAAGCGGAGGACCAGCAACAUGCCAGAGAAGAGAUGUGGACUAUGACAAAAUAAAAUAUUUACUUAAAAUAAAAAGGAACACAAAUGCUGUCAGAGGUCAUGAGAUAUUUCACUUUGUUCCUGUUCUGCAUACCCGAAGAUAAAUGUCCAUGUUCUUGUAGCCUAUCUGGGCAUUUUUUGAUUAUCACCGAUUCUUAUUCAGCUUUCAGCAGUAACCAAUGAGUUUGAGCAACCAAACUGGCUACAGAGUCCAUAAAUCUGUGUGUAAUCUCAGAAUAACUGCUGAAAAAGGAUUCUGUCAAGAGUCAGUGAGUAACUGUAGAUAGGAAGAAGCAAAGAAUUUGCUGAUCUAUUUCUUCCUCCUGACAUGCAAAUUUGCUUUUUAAGCAGGGCCCAAUAUUUUCAUAAGACUUUGGUCUUCAGCUGCUUUCCCUUACCCUCAUGUCAAACAACUUUCUGUAGUAUUAACAUAUAUAAAUAAAAAGAUACCUGCAUUUCAUUGUCACCCUUCUGCCAAAAGAUAGUAGUGAAGAACACGGCUGAGAUACAAAGCAGUGCCUCUGGACAAAUAACUCAGUUGGCCCAGAUCCCAUCUAAAACUUUAGGGAAGCUGGGGUAGGUUCAGUAAUCUGGUGAGCUGAGUAUCAAGCUUUGCCACUGCCUAAAAGGUCCCGUUCCCUUGCUCUGUUUACAUCUCGUCCACUCGUGUUCUCCCGCUGUUUAACUUGUACCAGCACUAAGGCCCAUUGGAUCUCUCCAAGAGUUGAUUCAACUGACUCACUUGGCAGAAAACCAACCCAGCUGCGCAGUUUUUUCACAUAAAAAGAUCUAAUGAGCACCACCACAAGGUAGGAAGAGAAGAAGGGAAAGAGCAGGAGCAGAGGUAAGGAGGAGACGCUACAGGCAGGGGAGAGGGGAGCAAGCAAGAUCUUCCCCUUUCCAUUACUGGAAAUGGGAAUUACUAGACUGGCCAAUCUGCCCACAGAACUGCAGGCCUAACAGCAUCUUUCUUCAGGCAAAACAUCCAGCAAUCACAGCUCUUAACACACGGGUGGAAUUUACAGAUUAAGGAUCUAAAAUGGACUAUAUAUCGACUAAACAUAUAUAUGGACUGUAAAUCCUAUGAUAAGAGAAGUAAACACACUGCUUGUAUAGUCCAGAUCAUUUAUUGCCUCUUACAUGAAGACAAAAUAUUAAAUAAAUCGAACAAUAAUGAGAAGCAAAACUAAAAGGGGAGUCUCCCCUAAAACUCUUCUCCUGUUAACAUCAACUGUUUUGCUUUCCAAGGAUAUGCAGAAUCUUUUCUGCUAGCCUGCCUUCACUGAGAGCCAAGAUCAGAGAGCUGAGCCAAAGCGGGAUUAAGACGUGAAUCUUUGUUCUCUGGAGUGCUCUGUGGAAUAAAAUCACAAUAUCAUUAAGGCUUACAGUGUUCUAUGAAUGGAAAAGGGGAGAGAGUCUGGGUUUUUACUAUGCUGGGAUUAAUUUAAACUUCAGUAGUACCAAAUCUCCCAAUGUGCAGAGCAGUAAUGAAAUGUAUUUCUCCUAUUUUCUUCACUGUGUGCCAGUCUUCACCAUUCACUACUUAUAAUGGGACCACACACGGGACUGAAGACACUGCAAAUCUAACUGCAAUCUGGAUUGAAUUCAGGGUGAAGUAAAAAAUCGUGGAGGGUGCGGCUGAGCAGGCUUUCUCCAGCACAGUUUAGCUAGAUGUUUUGCUUGAAUAUUUACAGUGCUAUUAAUGCCUAUUGUUCAUAAAGCUUUUAUCCAGUAUUGAAGUUAGUGAGAAUUUAUGGCCCUUGGCAUAGUUUUUAGUGUGCUACAAAAUAAAAAAGAAAUUAAGGAGUUGGCUAUAAACAAUGAAAAUUGCAUAUAGGUUUGUACUGUGAAGAUGACAGACAUAAUUACAAGGACUUGACUAUCAGUUCAUUUAGAAAUGAUCUGUUUGGGCUUAUUUUUCAUGUAAGCUCAUUUAUCACUGAAAUGGUUGCUAGGACGCUAUACUUUGUAAUUUGAAACUUGCUGUAGAAAAGAGCAAUUGUGAAUAGGUUUUUAAACAUAUUUUCUUCUUGGCGGCCUUGAUAUAGUAAAAUUAUUGAUGCAAAAUGGUUUUUAUUAUAUCAAGUCCUGAUCUUACAAGCACUUGUAUCUGGACUUAACUGUAUUCAGAGUUGCAGAAUGAUUCAUGUUAGAUCUCCGAGUGAAGUUAAGCAUGCAUAAAAUGGAUCUAUUCAGCUAGCCUUAAAUUCCUGCUAGCUUUCCGUGUCUGAUAUUUUCUUCUUGGUUGGCUCCUGGCAAAUAUCUGUCCAGGUUACUACUUAGACCAUGGAAAUCAUUCUUCAGUGGUCACUAGCUUUCACCACUGAACAAACACAGAGACUUGUGUAAAAUGGAAGCUGUGUGAAUAUGAGCUGGAUUGCUUAAUACCCCAGUGAGAUGAUUCAUGGUGCACGUUACAUGCCUGCAUGGCAUAUUGGCUAAGUCCUUUCAAAUCCUAGUCCCUGGCAAUUAUUAGCAAGUCUUCUGACUUUCCUCUCACCUUUUGUGCGUCAGGGUAUCUUUAAACACUUGCAGUCUAUUCCAGAUGAUGCAGAUGGAACUGGGAUUCUGGCUGCAAGCACUGGAGAUCACGCUUGAUGCACAUGGCUAGUUGGUUUUGGCAGAAGCGGUCCCUGCAGCACCUUGCCUCACGCAGACCAGGGCAGCAGCUGGCUGCUGUAGGGAGCAUCCACGCAAGCAGUCCUGAGUGAGUGGGAGGAGUAGGGAGAGGUAAACAGGCUAGAGAGCCCUUAAUCCAUGCAGUGGGAGCAGCCACUGGAAGGAACAGAUAAUUGUGUUCUGCAGUUAUUUGAAUAUUAUGCACUGAAGAAUCUUUCUUGUGAGUUUGGAACCCAGGAGUCCUGACUCUUUUUCCGCUUAUAUCCUUUUCCUAAGUGGCUAGUUAAUGCAAGGGGAAUUAGUCCCAAUUUGGAAUAGUCCUGGCUUAUUUUCUGAAGUGUCGGAAUGCGACCAGAUAAGUCAGUAGGCAUGUAAGCCCAGAGAUGUGGUGGAAUCCUGAUUCAAAAGAUGACAGGAAUCAUGUUCAUUGCACUCUAACUGUGAUUGAGAAAAGUAUUUACAGCUUAAGAAAUGUGCAUUACAUGCUAUUGUCAUGAAAAGAAACCACAAAACAUAGGGGAAAAGCCAGCUCACUCCUUGGAACAUCUGGGAAAAGCAGAUGAACAGAAGGCUGAUCCCAAGGAGCGUACAGGAGGCAGUGAUUUGCCCGCCCUCUGUUGAUACCCUUCAUCUCUGGUUUUGCCGUUAUCAGUCUUGGUACAGUAAAUAAGUAAAUGUUGUCAGCUUGUCCUGAAGGCGUGAGGCCCAUGAGAGAUCUUGGGGCUGCGGGAAGGAGGAAUUGGCUCUGAGACAUUGGGGAAAAUGUAAGGACAAAGACCCCACUUCUGAGCUGGAAAGGGGAAAAUGAUGUCGGGCUGGAGGGAGAGCAUGGUUACUUGCUGUGCUGAAGCUGUGGACAGGACGUGUUAAGCUUUAACCUCUUGCUUUCUUGGAUACUAUUGUCUGGCUGAGGAGUUCCUUCUGCAAAGAGGGUGAGGACUUCUGCUCCUCACCUGCCUGCUGGCAGGUUGUUCCCGUACCCCCAUGGGAGGGUGCUUCCCAAGCCUCCGCUCCUCUGGAACCCGUGACUUCUUGCCAGGCACCAGGAAAGCGCUCAGCAGCAGAAAUGGUGAAAACUCUUGCUAGUAUUGGGUAAAGCGUGCCUUUGACUUUUUUUACCCUGGCAAGACGUGGCUACUUGGACUGCAUCUGCAAUGUGGCAAAGGGCGAAGUGAGGACGGCAAAGAGGCCAUGGUUUGUGGGCAAGCCCCCAGGUGCCGCAGGCUUUGUCGCCCUCGUCCCUUCCUCCUGGCCUUAGUGGUGGCCGUCUGUCUGUUCUGCCAGACCCUGACUCCUCUCAUGAGCAGCGGCAUCCUUUCAGCAGUCGUCAAUGGGAUUGCACCCAGCAAACUGGCUAAAACACAGCAAGGACGAUACAAGGAGGUCUCCCCAAGCGACACUCACUGCUUCCUCCCUGCCCAUAAUUCACAGAUGGUGAAAAAGAUCAAUGACUCCAUUCUCCAGUACUUUGGAAGCCGUACGAGAAGAGCAGUUCUGUACGCACCUCCUGCCCACCGUGAAACCGACCGUCAACUCUGUCAGCGCAUCCUGGCAAAACAUGGAUAUGCAGUCACAGUCCUUGAAAACAGGAGGCUGAUGGAAGAUCCCAGGCUUGAGGGCCCUUAUCACAGUGGUAUAAGCCCUUGGGAUCUUCUGAUCUGCUUAUCUUCCAGAAAAAAUGAUGGUACUGGCUGCAUUCAAAUAGAAGACUUGCAUCAUCUAGAGUUAUUCCAGAAGGUAAACCUACUUCCAGAAAUCCAGCAUUUCCUUUGCAGAAAAGAGGGAUUAUGCCAGAUAAAAAAAGCCUUUUCAGACCUGCAGCUCCCAGUUGUCACCCCAGAGUGCUCCGGCCAGCCUGGGCUGUCAAGGGCCAGCACCUCAAGCAAUGUGUCGCAGGGCAGCGAAAGCACUGACAAGACGCAUACUGCCCAUCUGCAGUACUGGUGGAAGCAGAGCACGAGCGCACAGCUGAAUCAAGCAUCAGCUUCACCAGACCACAAGGACAUCCUUAAAGCUCAAGACCUUUCUGUCAUCAUCAAAGCAUAUGUGCUUGUGACAUCCUUAACACCUCUGCGGGCAUUCAUUCAUUCAACUGCCACUGUCUGGCAUCCACCCAAGAAGAAGCACUUUUCCGUAAAGCUGCAAAGGUUUUUUGAGAUAUUCUUUAAAAGCAGUUCUCCCCAGCAAGCCUUCAACAACAUGAAGGAAGCUAUAAGCAAACUUCUGCUUAUAACUGAGGUCUUCAGUGAAUCAUCUGCCUCAGGACCAAAUUCUUUCAAUCAAUGCAGCCAAUGUUUUCAAAUGCUAACCUUUGACAUUGGAUUCGGCACCUCCAUAUACCCAGUAGUUCUUGAGGUGCAUGAAAACUUUGAUUUUCAAGAUGAGGAUGAAGCAAACAUUCAGGACCAAACUUUCAAAGAAUUUCUUCUUGAAGAUACUUUUAAAUUUCUCUUAUCUAAUGUGUCCUCAACAUCCAGUUUCAUAGAAGCUUUACAAAAAAUAUAUGGAUCAGCUGUGAGCAAGGAUGGAACUUACCACAGAGAAGAUGAGCAAUGUUUGUCUUUAGAAGAGAUAAAUUCAGUGAUUACUUUCAUAAAGGAGCUGAAGAGUCUUGGACAAUUUGAGCUGCUUUUCCCUUCUGCUGCACCCAAGAUUCAAACUUUACUGCGUGACCUUUAUCACAUGGUAGACCCAAUGAGGCGGCUUGGUUCAGUCCUGACUGUGCAUUUGUUGCUUUCCAGUUUACUUGAACAAUUCCAGUUCGUGACUGAAGAGGCACAUACAAAUCUUUCAGAAUGGAGAAGCAAGAAGAACUCUAGAAACUCAUCUCAAACUAUAAUGAAAUCGUUACAGCCUAGGAAUUCUCAAGAAAAUGCAAGUCCUAAGCAGAAUGUUCCUUCUGGCUUCAGGAAGAAUCAUGAAGCAUUGCAUUAUUCCAGUAAGACUAAAGAAAGACAAUGCAAUUAUGAUAAAGAUACCCUAUCUCAUAUCAGGCAGAUCUUCACCAGUCCACAGCUGGACUUGAAUCCUCAGUUUAACCCAAAGAUCAAAGAAUACUACGCAGAAGUCCCAUUCGACAUGGUGACAGUGAAGAUAGGAGCAGAACCAUCUAACUGUCAAUGCCAAGUACACCUUGAUGAGAAGAAAGGGCCAAGCAUUGCUAACUACCCCCUUGGCCUUGGAUUGAACAAAGUAAUCAUUCUCGUAACAGAUGAUUCGCAGCCCAGCCCUCAGCUUGUGAGCAGCUACAAAAUCACAAUUUAUCGAGAGGACCGCCCUAGUCUGCCUUUGUUUGAUGACUAUAUGAUAUGUGGGUUUGUGCAGGACUGUGGUUCUCGAAUUCGUCCAGAGGAGUCCUGUGGCUUGCAGCCUCUGUCUCCUGAAUACCUCUCAGCAAUUUCACAGACGGUGUUUAAAACCUGUGAAGCUGGAGACACAAAAGGGCAGUGGAUUGUCCCUUGCCUCAGCUGCUCUGACAACAGGACCUGCGACUGGAGAGAAAUAACGUGGCAGCCCCACGGCUGCCGAUACUCGGUGCUAGCCAAGCCCGAGCUCCAGCGCUGUGUGGAAGGCAGAAGGAUUCUUUUUAUAGGUGACUCAACUAACAGAGGGAUGAUGUACUAUCUAAUAGAAAGGGUGAAUAAGACUCUUCAGGAAUGGCAAAAGACUCAUGAUGUUAAAUGUUAUCAUAAUAUCAAUGAGGGGAAAACAUUUAUCAGUUACUCCUACUACCCCCAGUUUUGGAUGAACGCAAACCAGAGACCGACUUUUGAAAAAGCACUAGAACAACUGCUGCAGAGAUCACGUCCCCUGGAGAACACAGACCAGACCGUAUUAAUUGUAGGUGGCGUUCAGUGGCUUAAUUCCAAUCACCUGCAAAUUAUCCAAAAGGUGUUGAACAGGGAAAAUCUAUCAAAUAUCCUGGUAAUUAUCAAAUCCAUAGGGAUGGGCUUUCACCUCCCAGUGGACGGAAUACAUUCUCUGUCACAGGCAGAAGUGCAAAACUUAUGGAAUGAAAACUUGAUUAUUCUGGACACAGCAAAAAAUUUCGGCUAUGAAGUUGUUGACACCUUUGUCAUCACCAUGGGACGUUACAAAGAAUUCCUGCAAGGGAAGUGUGGCUGCCAUUUCCAUGAGGUGGUGAAAUCCAAUCCCUCUGAAGAAAGUCCGCACAUAACAAUGACGUUAUCAAGGCACUAUACACUGGGGAAAUAUCUUGGCAGUCAAAGCAAGCCAUCACAACUGCAGGACUAUGCAACAAAUUCUCAGUCCCCAUAUCAUGUCCGAGGCCCAAUAAAUCAAGUUUAUUCUGAAAUCCUUCUCAGCAGGCUCUGUGCAAGUAAGAGGGAACUUGUCAGCACAUAGCCUCUCUUGGAUAUAAUGCUGGGCCUAGAGAUGUGCCACUAGCUGAGUGACAAUUGAAGGACCAUGGUGAAUUUAUGACAUGCUUCCUUGAUUGGCUGCACACACCCCAACAGAGUCUGGGACAUGUGGCAUUUUUCCUAAAACUUUAUGAAAUCAAGAUAUGCCCUGGCAACUCUGUGGUGUCAAAAUGGAAGAUGUAGGGUUGCAAAGGAGAGAAGAGGGGAAGUUACUUGAACUGUUGCCAAAGGCUAGAACAGCUGUAGCUCAAGCAACUGUGUAUUAAUGAUAGUAAAGAGAGAGAAAUAUAUACACUUGAAUGAUUUGGAAAGGACUGCUUUAGCUCUUCAGCACUAUCUAGUUUUCUAUUUAUAGAGACACUGUAAUAUUUGAAUGUAUUUAGAAACUGGCUACAUUCCAUUUUAAAGAGUUUUAUUUUAUGUGGAUGGGUUCCCCUUCAAUAUCAAACCUUUUCUAUUUAGACACUUGGUUUAUACAACUUGAAAAUGUCUAUUACCAUUUUACUGAUGGUGUCAAGUUUUGAACUCUAGUGUUUUUAGUGAAAACACACCCCUUCUUUGUAUCUUAGAUGGAACAGAUGUCUACUCUAUUUUUUGCAUGUUCUAAAGCAGAUAUAGGGAUAGAUUACUUAGACUUGAGACUGAUUAUAACUGUCUUGAUGGAACAUGUAAAUAUAGUGAAUAUGUUAACAUAACCUUAUUUAUGGUCCCAGUUUAGGAGACUGGCCAUAUGCAGGAAGACUGCUUAGAUAUGUACUUCAGUGUCUACCUUGACCUGUAAGCCAAACAAGUAUUCUCCCUGCAUGGAAGUGCCAUUUCUUUUAUGAUUUUUUGUAAAAUACUUGCCAAUGUGUGAAGCCAGUACCACAAACAGAAGAAAAAUCCCCUUUGCAACCACACAUAAGAACUUUGGGAUCUGGUUUUUAAUUUCUCAUGAGGAGCGUGUGAUGUGAUGGGAGCAGGAUAUACUGCCUGCAUCUCGAGCUUGGCAGAGACAAGACCUUCUCUGAGUGCCAGUGUCAUGCUGUAGCCCAGCUACAUCACCGAUGUUUGCAGACCCACUCUGGGUGGAACCCCAGGGAGAGACCCCACAGUCUGCUGAUCCCCUGCCACAGCGUUGGCAGCACGCUCGUUCACAGUUGCGGUGGCCUGAUGGGAAACCGAGCACGAUCCAGGCUUAGCAGCUGGAUGACGGGUUAAUGGCACCCCAUAAGACUGUUCUCCCUACAAGUUAUCCAGAUAUGGAUUUUUACGAAUCCAGUCAUGGAGCAGGCAAGCAAAGCACCACUCUCUCCCACCACGCACUAGAGAAGGGAGUCAGAACCAGGUAAGUACGAGCCUAACGAAGGAUCCGCCGAGCUCUGUGGCAUGCUUCCCCCUUCACAAUUUUACAUAUAAUCCUCCACUAGCUUCUACUGCCUUUGGGAAAGGAAGAUGCAAGCAAUGUCAGGAAAUAAAUUAAUUAUAGCACAGAACUAAUCACUAUUUUACUGGCCUUAGUAGCACACAGAGGGGCUGCCCUAUAUAGAAGUAGGGCUAGAAAUUCAUGGCACCACAUUUAGGAUUUGCCAAAGAUCCUUAAACUCAACACACUCUGUAUCCCCAGCUAAAGUUUUGUGAAUUCUUGCUCCUUCAGAUAAGAUAUGUAGAGGUAUGAUGGGAAAUUGUCACUCAGUAUGGAGUUUGGCUUCCGUAGAUGAUAAGAGGAUCCUCAAAAAGAAGAUCUGGCAUAUCUAAUUUAGGAGACUUUUCAGUAUAUUGACAAAGCUCCUAAUUUAGAUGAUGACAUUACAUUUAGUGAGACAGUGUGAUUAUCUGUUUCUGUAUAAUAUGCUGCUGCUGUACUUACAGUCAAUGUCCCUGAAUUUCUAUGUAAGGUUUUUCCUGGCAUGGAGCUUUACAUGAAAGACGGGUCAGGAGCUGUACAUAAAUACUGAAAAUGUCAGCAUUUGGUUUUGAGUGAAAUGAUUAUCUAAGGAAUAUAAUUGUAUGUAAAUGAUAUAAUAUAUAAUCUUGGGUCUGGAAUUCCAGGGCUGCACAACCUUAAAGCUGAAGGAUUUAAAAUCACAUCAUUAAUAUUAGUAGAUGCAAAAUGCAGCCAGAUGUCUUUGGUAUUAAGAUGAUCAAUGAUCGGUGUAUUACAACUCUGCUUCUGUUAAGAUUUUUUUUUUUUGUAGCUCAUUUAAAUCCACAUGCUGUUACUGUUAUUGUUCUGUACACAAAUGUUUUUAAGGCAUGAACUGGGUUUUUAUGUUUGGGGUUUUUUUUAAUCAAAGCCUAUUACUGAAGCAUCAGCUAUAUUGAUGAAAAGGAAAGAGCUGACUUUGUUAUACUGUACUGAUACCAGCAAAUGUGCAAUUCAUCACUUCUGGUUUCACCACAAAAUGGUUUACAUGUGCUGUACACCCAGAUGUCUUAACGUUUUCCAAAUCUUAAUAUUUUUCAAAUGUAUCGAGUAGAAAUUUUCUUGUGUGUUUUCUAUUUUUUACAUGUCCAUGUACACACAUAUGUCUGUACAAAGUCAUUGGUACAAUUUGCAAAUUGAUCUUUAUUUAAAUGAGUUCUUUGAAUAAGUUUUUUCUAACACCAUAUACAAUCCAUGUAAUCUUGGGAAAAAACAAGGGGAAUGCAGACUAAAACAGGUACCAAGGUACAUUUUUCAUUAUUUAAGAUAUAUCUAGCAUCUCUAGGUAUGUGAAAGAAGAGAGUUGAGAUUGACAUGGAAGCAUCGCUUGCUUAUACACAUUAACAUUUACAGAUUAUGACAAUAAAAGAAUUACCGUGUUUGAA
Aquila chrysaetos chrysaetos is the source of this 11605-nucleotide messenger RNA. It is a transcript of the gene CPED1, whose product is annotated as cadherin like and PC-esterase domain containing 1. NCBI's taxonomy places the organism in Eukaryota, Metazoa, Chordata, Aves, Accipitriformes, Accipitridae. The record is from RefSeq and is a predicted model, not a curated record. The transcript is spliced from 29 exons. Bases 5625 to 8798 code for a protein of 1057 amino acids.